Molecule: messenger RNA, 516 nt
Organism: Eremothecium cymbalariae DBVPG#7215
Lineage: Eukaryota; Fungi; Ascomycota; Saccharomycetes; Saccharomycetales; Saccharomycetaceae
Gene: EGD2
Product: Egd2p
Exons: 1
Coding region: 1-516 (171 amino acids)
Biological process (GO): protein targeting to membrane
Cellular component (GO): cytoplasm; nascent polypeptide-associated complex
Source: RefSeq, a predicted model, not a curated record
AUGUCAGAAAUUGCAGAAGAUUCCAAGAUUUCUAUUCUUAACAGAAAUGAGAGAAAAGCAAGGGAAAUUAUCCAAAAGUUGGGUUUGAAGCAGAUUCCAGAUAUUAGUAGAGUCACUUUCAGAAAGAAGAACAACCAAAUCUUCGCAAUUGAAAAGCCUGAAGUUUACAAGUCUCACGGUGGUAACUAUGUUGUUUUUGGUGAGGCAAAGGUUGACGAUUUCACCCGUAGAUUGGCCAGAGCUCAACAACAAGCUGCUACUGCUUCUAAGGAUCCACAGUCGAUUCAAGCGGACAUGGUAGCUGCUGCUGCUGCUUCUGAAUCUCAAGAGCCAUCUGCUUCUGCUGCCGCUGGUACUGAAGAAGAAGACGUUGGCCAAGUCGAUGAAUCUGGGUUGGAUGUUGCAGAUAUUGAGUUGGUUAUGCAACAGGCGAAUGUGUCUAGGGAUAAGGCGGUAAAGGCCUUGAGAGAGCACAAUUCUGACAUUGUAAAUGCUAUUAUGUCCCUGUCAAAAUGA